Patella vulgata (common limpet) is the source of this 1784-nucleotide messenger RNA. RefSeq names its product sulfotransferase 1B1-like. Lineage: Eukaryota; Metazoa; Mollusca; Gastropoda; Patellidae. The record is from RefSeq and is a predicted model, not a curated record. Gene Ontology annotation, biological process: sulfation. Bases 149 to 1066 code for a protein of 305 amino acids. The transcript is spliced from 6 exons. Gene Ontology annotation, molecular function: sulfotransferase activity. Gene Ontology annotation, cellular component: cytoplasm.
GUUGGAUAUUAGGUCACGUGCUCUUUUUCUCAUGUGUCCCAGUUAACCACAAGUCAACACGUCUUGCCGAUGUUUAAAAGAGUGAAAAGUUCUCAACAAAGUCAGCUCACAUCAUAUAGGUCAAGAUAGAUAAUUACACAAAAAUAAAAUGGAAAACCAAAAUCAAGUAAAACCAGCCAUAUUCAUAGAUAAAUCAGGAAAUGAAUUUAAAACGAUAGAAGUAGACGGGAUACCGGUACCACCGUUUCCUGAAGAGAUGUUAGGAAACUCGUAUUUAGAACAUUUCAGUAAGCUUAGAGAAAUGAACAUAAGAGAUGAUGACGUCAUUAUAUGUGCUUAUCCCAAAGCAGGUACUCAUUGGAUCUGGGAAGUGAUUCAGAUGUUGAGAGGUCAAACAACAGAAUAUCAUAAACAAAUUAAAGAGCAGCAAAUGGUAGAAGCUACUAAUGUUGAUAGAAUUGAAGCCGAACCAUCACCACGAGUUCUCAAUUCACACUUAUGGCCAAAACAAUUACCAAAACAAAUAUUUGAAAAGAAAACGAAAAUAAUUUACCUCACUCGUAAUCCUAAAGACACGGCAGUUUCCAUGUUUUUUCAUUUUAACGCCUCAGCAAGGAAUCUUGAUUACCAUGGGAAUUUAAGUGAUUUUAUAGAUCUUUUCGUCAAUAAACGAUUACCAUAUGGUCUAUGGUAUGAAUAUGUUCUAGAAUGGGAAAACUUCUUUAAGACAACUGAAAAUCCAUUUUAUCAAUUCUCUUAUGAGGACAUGCAGCAGAAUCCUGUAGAUCAUGUAAAAGGUUUGGCUAAAUUUCUUGAAACUGAUGCCUCUGAUGAAUUAUGUGAAGCUAUAGUUGAUGCAUGUUCCUUUAAUAAACUAAAGAAAGCCAAUGAUGAAGUAAAAGACAAUUUUAUAAAACCUUUUUUAAAAGAAGGCCGUUCAAUGUACAGAAAAGGUAAAGUUGGUGAUUGGAAGAAUUGGUUAACUGUAGCUGAUAGUGAAUCGAUUGAUCAAAUGACUGUUAAACGAAUGAAAGAUAGUCAAAUUAAAUUGAAAUAUACAAUUUAAAGUACAAUUAUAAAAAAAAACACCACCACACGAUUAAGAAUUUAUAUUUACUCACUGUACAGUAAUGGUUAAUACAUGUAUAUAUAUAGUUGAUAUUAUUUUAGAAUCCAAACAAAAAGAACAUAUAAAAAAAUAUAACUAUUUGUAUAGGCCUACGUGUUAGUGGAAAUGUGGUCGCAUAUCAUUGCUCCCUCUGUUCUGGUGAACACUCUAGAGCUUACAGUUUUCAUCCAAUCCUUUUAAAAUAAUAUAUACUAUGUAUUUUUUAUUAGUGAUACGAAGAAGCCUGCGUGAUUUUAACAUUUUUCGUUUAUUUCUUCUAGAGUAUGAUCCGUGUUUCAAUGUGAUAGAUUCAAUUUAGUUCCCCUCAUCACAUUUUACAGACCGUACGCAAAUGAGAAAACGAUCUCCUAGAAGUCAAACGACGUUAUCGAUGAUCAUAAUGAUUGCUGAUUGCACACUGUCCUUUGUAUACGUACACCCGUCUUCAUUAGCCCAGUCGGAGCAGAACUGUAGGACAUUAAACCCCAUUUCAUUUCAUUUGACUACUGACUACGGUGUCACCAUAAUACACUUAGGUUGUCCGUUUACAGACAUUAAGCUAGUUGACCAACAUUUUAAGUCCCAAAUCUUCGAUUUUAGUCGAAAACACUAAUAUACUUCGAGAAUUGUGUUGAGUAUUUAUUCUGCUUCCAUUUAAUAAAACUAAAAAAGCUUA